Molecule: messenger RNA, 392 nt
Organism: Dentiscutata erythropus
Lineage: Eukaryota; Fungi; Glomeromycota; Glomeromycetes; Diversisporales; Gigasporaceae
Source: the annotation of a GenBank genome assembly
AAAUACAGAAAGCAAUAAAAGACUUGGCAGGAACUCAUGUUGCUAAUAUCAUACCUAAUUAUGAAGCAAAUAGUAAACUUGGAACAAUACAUGGAAUUUCUAGUUGGCAUAAGUGGGCUUGGCCAGAUGAGGGAGAAGAAGUCAGAUAUAUUUUGGCUAAGUCAUUACCAGAGUUAGGACCAUGGAAAAAAUAUGCAUCUGAACAAAUUAUAAAAAUUACAAAAGAUCAUAUUUUUAAAAGGCCAGAACUAUUGCUAUUAGAGCAUACAAUACCUCCUAAGUCUUGGACUAUGCUAGCACUAUAUAUUCAAAAUAAAAAUAUAAUGAAUAAAUUAAAUACUAAAUAUCAGAAUAACUUCGGUAAGAUUUUAUUAGCUAAUAUUGCUUACUGA